AUGGUGAGCCAAAACGUUGUCGUACCAGAGACCGGAAUGAUAACCGUCUCCACUGUCUCUAACUCCACCGUAUUCACUCCUUCCUCUCAGAAACCACCGACUGCUCCUGGUUACAUCUCAAUCUCAAAGAAAAAACUACUCAAAAACCUCGAAAUCAAUGGAGCUCAAAGUCAAAGACUUAACUCUUGGGUUGACUCCAUGAGAGCUUCUUCUCCUACUCAUCUCAAAUCACUUUCUUCUCUCUCCUCUAAAGAAGAACUAGAUGCUUGGAUCAAACGACAUCCAUCUGCACUUGACAUGUUUGAACGAAUCAUCGAAGCUUCAAGAGGAAAACAGAUCGUCAUGUUUCUUGAUUAUGACGGUACUCUUUCUCCAAUCGUCGAUGAUCCAGACAGAGCUUUCAUGUCUAGCAAGAUGAGAAGAACAGUGAGAAAACUGGCAAAAUCUUUCCCAACUUCUAUAGUGACUGGUAGAUGCAUAGACAAGGUUUAUAGCUUUGUGAAGCUAGCAGAAUUGUAUUAUGCUGGAAGUCAUGGAAUGGAUAUUAAAGGCCCAACAAAAGGUUUCUCUAGAUACAAUAAGGAUAAACCAUCCGUUCUUUACCAACCAGCCGGCGAUUUUCUUCCCAUGAUCGAUGAGGUUUUUAAACAGUUAGUGGAGAAAACAAAAUCUACACCAGGAGCUAAAGUGGAGAACAACAAGUUCUGUCUUUCUGUGCACUUUCGUUGUGUUGACGAGAAGAAAUGGAGCGAACUUGCUUUAAAAGUUCGGUCGGUGGUAAAGAACUAUCCAACAUUGAAACUGUCUCAAGGUCGAAAGGUUUUUGAAAUCCGACCUAUGAUUAAAUGGGACAAAGGCAAGGCUCUUGAGUUUUUAUUAGAGUCACUUGGAUUUGAGAAUUGUAACGAGGUAUUUCCGAUUUACAUUGGUGAUGAUCGAACUGAUGAAGAUGCUUUUAAGCUGCUACGAGAGAGAGGACAAGGGUUUGGUAUUCUUGUCUCUAAGUUCCCCAAAGACACCAAUGCGUCGUAUUCUUUGCAAGAUCCGUCCGAGGUGAUGGAUUUCUUGAGACGAUUGGCGGAGUGGAAACAAAUGUAG
This is a messenger RNA of Arabis nemorensis, 1098 nucleotides long. The record is from the annotation of a GenBank genome assembly. NCBI's taxonomy places the organism in Eukaryota, Viridiplantae, Streptophyta, Magnoliopsida, Brassicales, Brassicaceae.